Zophobas morio is the source of this 992-nucleotide messenger RNA. RefSeq lists its product as uncharacterized. The transcript is spliced from 5 exons. Bases 53 to 904 code for a protein of 283 amino acids. The record is from RefSeq and is a predicted model, not a curated record. NCBI's taxonomy places the organism in Eukaryota, Metazoa, Arthropoda, Insecta, Coleoptera, Tenebrionidae.
UUUAGUGUUUACAAAAACUUCAUAAAAACAUCAGUGUUCAUGGUUCAAAAUAAUGUGUACUAAAUGUGAAAAUUGUGAAUUACUUCUUCAGAUCGAGGAAGAAAGAAUUCAAUGGUGCAAAGACCUGACUUCCAAAAACAUACGAUUACACAAAAAAAUCAUUGAACAACAGGAAUUAAUUGGACUAUUAAAGAACCGAUUAUUAGAAAAACAAAGAAAUUUUUUAUCAGAUUAUGUGAAAAGUGUCAUGCAACAAGUAAACUAUUUGCAAGAGAGAACGAGUCUACAAAACGACUAUCUUUUAGAAGAAAAUCUUAAAGAAAAACUAGAUGAAGUAACAGAGGUUUUAAAUCUAUACAACAAUGAAAGAGAAACGCUCCAGAAAGAGAUAGAAGAUGGCGAGAAAUAUUUUUCUGAAAAUAUAACCUAUUUGCACGGCUUAGUUGAUUAUUUUCGUGAAUCUUUGUUUUAUGAGUUGGAUAAAUCCAACAAACUCAAGCUAUAUUUUACAAAGAAAAUGACAGAGCUAACUACCACUAGCCACCACGUUGUUCUUCACACGUUAAAAGAACAAGGAGAAAUUCUGAAUAAUGAACUGAAAUCUAGAUAUCAAAAAACCAUUCAGAAAAGUAAAGAAGAAACUGAAAGACAAAGUCAGUUGGUUUCAAAAUUAAGAAAACACAAUAAACAACUGUACUUACAGAUUCACAAGACAAAAAUAGAUAGUGAGCAGAAAGUGGCAAAACUUGAGAGAAGUCUUCAAGAUUUGAAAGCAACAAUAACAAAACUGAAAGAAAAAAACGAUUAUUUGCACACGCAGAUUAAAUUAGAAGUAGAAGGCUGCCAAAACGAUAUUUCUGACACUAGGAAAACAUUAAAAAAACUAAUAAAAUCCAAGUCUUAGUAUAUUGUAUAAUCUUGCAUAUCCACAAAUUACACUACAUUUGUACUUAAUAAAUAAAUUAUUUUCAUAUAAAAUAACGUUAAAAAAU